AUGUUGGCGCCGAGCCUCCCACGCCUGCGGCAUACCCCGGCGCGGGAUGUGCCUCGCACGGCGCAGCAUGCGGGCAAAGCGCCUGCGAAGGAGGGCCUCUCGGUGGCGGUGGUGGGCGCUGGACCCGUGGGCCUGCUCACUGCCCUGGCGCUCUCGCGCCGGGGCUUCCGCAAGGUGAAGGUGCUGGAUCGCCUGCCGCAGCCCCCGAAGCCGGAGGAGCAAGUCUGGGGGGACCCGGACAGGUCCUACAACCUGGGCCUGGGAGGCCGGGGCCAGCGGGCGCUGCUGAAGUUUGAGGCCAUGGAGGCGGUGGAGAGGUGGAGCAAGACGGUGGUGGGCCGCAAGGACUGGUCCAGCGGCGAGGCCAAGGUGACGCUGAACAACCGGCGCUUCAUGACCAAAGUCAUUGCCCGGGACCGCCUCUCCAGCGUCCUCUACCAUGAGCUUCAGGAGAAGCACCCGGAAGUUGAGGUGCAGUUCUCCACAGAGUGCAGUGCCGUGGACUUCUCGCAGCCUUCGCCGCGUUUGGAGCUGCAGCGCUGCGGGCCCCCCACGGCCCUCCAGGGACUCGCGGAGGAGGAGUCCUGUGAAGUGGAAGAUGCCGAAGGUGGGUCGCAGAUGGAGGCAUGGUCCAAUGGUUCUUUGUCUCUGCCUUCGAGGUGA
Molecule: messenger RNA, 663 nt
Organism: Effrenium voratum
Lineage: Eukaryota; Dinophyceae; Suessiales; Symbiodiniaceae
Source: the annotation of a GenBank genome assembly